Beta vulgaris subsp. vulgaris (sugar beet) is the source of this 2912-nucleotide messenger RNA. RefSeq names its product wall-associated receptor kinase 2. The transcript has 3 exons. Gene Ontology annotation, biological process: cell surface receptor signaling pathway; protein phosphorylation. Bases 399 to 2684 code for a protein of 761 amino acids. The record is from RefSeq and is a predicted model, not a curated record. Gene Ontology annotation, molecular function: protein serine/threonine kinase activity; polysaccharide binding; ATP binding. Gene Ontology annotation, cellular component: plasma membrane. Lineage: Eukaryota; Viridiplantae; Streptophyta; Magnoliopsida; Caryophyllales; Amaranthaceae.
CUAUAAAGAAAUCCAUCAUAUUUGUUAAUAUAUUUAACGCGUAUAUGUAGUCCUUAAUUUCCUUUAAAUAGACGGGACAGUAAAAUACAUUGUCCCAUCACUAGCGUACUACUAUAAUCAAUUUCCCAAGCCAUAGGUCAGCCUCAGUUAAUGUAUGUGAUCCUCAUGACAAGUUAGAAAUGUCAAACUCAAAGCUUAAAGAAUACGGUGAUUGUACAAUGUGCCAAAAAGUUGAAUGGUUGAGAGUUAACACCAAUAUAUUUUUUUCUUUGAGGGGAGUUGACGCCAAUAGACUUGGUUGACUCAAGUCAAUUAUUGGAUCUUAUAUUAUGGUAAUAAAUAAUAUCAACAAAAACAUGAGCCAUAAACAAAACAAAACAAAAAAAAAAAACUAAAAGAUGAGAGCCUUUUGUUUCCUCUUCUCUUGGCUAUGGUUGAGUUUAGCCAUUCUUCUUCCAUUCACCAUUUUAGCCUCCAUCCCCAUUGCGAAACCGGGUUGUCCAUCUAGUUGUGGUAACCUAACUAUUCCCUACCCAUUUGGUAUAAUCACUGAAAACAAGGGUUGUUACCUUAGUAGAUAUUACAGCAUAACUUGCAAUACCUCCUUCAACCCGCCGAAACCCUUUUUAGCAGGCGGUAACCUUAUGGUCAUGGAUUUAAACAUAACCGGCGAGAUGCGUAUUACAAACUCUGUGGGACGUAAUUACUUUCAAGAUGGUGAGUUACUAACAUACAGUAAAGCAGCCAUAAAUCUCAACUAUUUUCCAUAUAUUAUUUCAGAAACAGCAAACAAGUUGACCCUCAUUGGUUGUGAUGAUUAUGCUUAUAUUUAUGGUACUUGGGGGCGUACCUUCACAGCUGGGUGCAUGUCUAAGUGUUCUCAGCCAGAAGACAUAGUUAAUGGGGAGUGUUCAGGGAUCGGUUGCUGCCAAACAUCAAUCCCAAAAGGUUUGAAAAACUUCUACGCAGAUGCUAGCAGUUUUAGCAAUCACACCAAUAUAUCCGACUUCAAUCCAUAUAGCUAUACUUUCUUAGCUGAGCAAGAUAAGUUCAUAUUCAACGUCAAUGACCUUUCUGAUCCUACCUUCAAAAACAGAACAAAAAAAGAUGUCCCUAUCUUGCUUGAAUGGUUUAUUAUGGAUAAUCAAACGUGUGUUGAAGCUAUGAAAAACUUGACCACAUAUGCUUGCCAGGAUAAUACCAAGUGUACCGAUUUUGACGGUGCCUCUGGAUAUCGUUGCAGUUGCAAUAUUGGUUAUGAGGGUAAUCCUUAUCUUAUCCCUGGAUGUACAGAUAUAAAUGAGUGUGCAGAUCCAAACAACCCUUGCUCUCAUAUUUGUACCAACAUUCAAGGUAGCUACAAUUGUUCUUGUCCUAAAGGAUAUAAGGGCGACGGUCUAGAGACCGGAUCUCGUUGUAUCAGCAACCGUCCACAAUUUGUUACGAGAUUAAUUUUAGGUGUGAGCUUGGGACUUUUGUUCUUGGUGGUGUCAGUAAUUUGGAUAUGUUCUACCAUGAUCAAGAGACAGAAGAAUAUGAGAACAAGGGAGAUUUUCUUUGAGCAAAAUGGGGGAUUAUUAUUUAAACAACAAAUUUCUCAAUAUGGAGGAACCAUGGAGUCUUCCAAAAUAUUUUCUGCAGAUGAAUUGAAAGCCGCAACAAAUAAUUACCAUGAAGAUCGCAUUUUAGGAAAAGGUGGAUAUGGUACUGUCUAUAAGGGGAUUUUGGGGAAUGGUUGUGAAGUUGCAAUAAAAAAAUCUAGAGUAUCUGGUGAAAAUCAAAUUGAGCAAUUCAUUAAUGAAGUAGUUAUUUUGACACAAAUUAACCAUCGAAAUGUGGUAAAACUCUUAGGAUGUUGCCUUGAGACUGAGGUUCCUCUGCUUGUAUAUGAAUACAUUUCUAGCGGCACUCUCUUCGAGCAUAUCCAUAAAAACAAAGGUAUCACAUCAUGGCUUACUUGGGCAAAUUGCAUUAGGCUUGCAUCAGAGGCUGCUGAUGCACUAAUGUAUCUUCAUUCUGCCGCUUCAAUACCAAUAAUUCACAGAGAUGUUAAAUCAACCAACUUAUUAUUGGAUGACAAUUAUACCGCCAAGAUAUCUGAUUUCGGUGCUUCAAGGUUGGUUCCAAUCGAUCAAACACAAGUGACGACAUUAGUACAAGGGACAUUGGGAUAUUUGGAUCCCGAGUAUUUUCAUACGAGCCAACUAACAGAGAAAAGUGAUGUUUAUAGUUUUGGAGUUGUUCUUGCCGAGCUCUUAACCAAAGAAAAACCUUUGUGCUCAGACAGGAAAAUAACGGAGAGAAAUUUGGCAUCAUACUUUAUCUUAGCUAUAAAGGAAGAUCGUUUGAUUGAGAUCCUUGAUCCUCAGUUGGUAAGGGAAGCAAGUGAAGAGCAGCUAGUUAAAAUGGCUAACUUAAUAAAGGAAUGCCUUAAUGUCAAGGGCGAAGAUAGGCCUAGCAUGAAAGAAGUAGCUCUUGAAUUAGAAGCAUUAAAGAAGCAAAAUAGGCAUCCUUGGGGAGAGCAAAACACUAAGGAGACGACCCACUUGAGUCUAAUGGGACAACAACAGGAUCUUUACCCUGUUGAUUUAAAUGAUCAGAAUGGCAAUGUAACUUCCAUGGAGUUAUCUGGACAAUAUUCACUGGAAAUCAGUCUAAUGGCUGACAUGAGUCAUCCGCGUUAGUUGCACAGACUCAGAACCUUUGAGUUGAACUGUCACUUUGUUCCUCUUCACAUGAACUGUUGCUAUGGUAGAAGUUGAUCUUAUUAUAUUUUUCUUGUUGCUUUAUCACAUGAAAGUUCGUACUAAUAAUAAUAAAGGUGGUUGUAAACUUGUAAUACACAAACGAAGGUGAUAAUUAUAUAAGUAACUCUAUGCUAUAUGUCAUAUACUAGUUUUUUCGGUUGGAAA